This is a messenger RNA of Pelecanus crispus (Dalmatian pelican), 602 nucleotides long. The record is from RefSeq and is a predicted model, not a curated record. Lineage: Eukaryota; Metazoa; Chordata; Aves; Pelecaniformes; Pelecanidae.
CUUUUAGCUUGUUCUCUAGGCACUCCCUGCUGCAGGAUGAAUUAGGAAGGCAAGGCCUCUUCCUCUGAACCAUGGAGACGAGGGCAUCUUUCAUCGCCACCAUGCAAGAGACCCAGCAUCUCUCCCCAGAGAAGGGUCAGAGCCCGGCUAAUGGGAACAGGGAGCAGUUUGAUUCAGAUGAGGGCUCCAGCAUCGAGGACGCAGACUUCAACUGGGACGAGUUCCUGGAGGAAACAGGAGCCAGCGCUGCUCCCCACACCUCCUUCAAACAUGUUGAAAUCAGCCUUCAAAGCAGUUUCCAACCAGGAAUGAAAUUAGAAGUGGCCAACAAGAGCAAUCCAGACACAUAUUGGGUGGCUACGAUCAUUACAACAUGUGGACAGCUCUUACUGCUUCGUUACUGUGGCUAUGGAGAUGACCGCAGGGCAGAUUUCUGGUGUGACGUGAUGACAGCAGAUCUUCACCCCGUUGGCUGGUGUACACAGAAUAACAAGGUCCUGAUGCCUCCAGAUGCAAUCAAAGAGAAAUACAUGGACUGGACGGAGUUUCUCAUACACGAUUUGACUGGCGCCCGGACGGCACCUGCAAAUUUACUGGAAGGC